AGGCUGCUGUCUCUCUCCACCCUACAUUGGACGGUCGUGUACUUUGUGCUGUAACUCCUCUUUUGAAAAGCCUGAAUCGUAUUUCCAUUCAUAAGCCCCCUUACUGGAAAACUCAACUCAACGAGGUUUCGUUUUGACAGCGCGCGUGGAGAUCUCACUUUGUGGGACGUUCAGAGCUCAGAUGGGAAUAAUGUCAGCAACUCUAAGAUGACGACUGGUAACUGCACGCGCAACAAGCUCAACUAGUAUAUAGGCCUACGACACCACAAAUUAAGGAGUUUGUUUAUUUAUGCUCGCGCAGACGAUGUGACUGACUUUUUUGCACGAGCGUCUUGUCUUGGAGAGACAGCCAGUCACAUGCCCGCACCCCGCGUGCCAGACUGCACUCUACCCCGUGAACGGUGCCCUAGGCUCGGGGGUUAGAUGGUGCUGAUUACGGACGACAGGGAUGGAGGAGGCGCCCCGUCGGUCCGGGUCAAACAGCUUCAACAGCAGCAAAAAGUCGCGGGCAACAUCUCCCAAGUCCAUCCGACCAUAGCCGAGGAGCCGCUGUCCAACUCUGACGACGAGGACUACCUGGGUUCAUGCGAAGAGGACGAUGACGACGAUAGAGAUGAGGAGGACGAUGAUGAAUUCGAAGAAGUUGACUUUGAGGACUUGGAAGACUGUCGGAGCAUAGCGUCAGACGACUCCUUUUACCCGCCAGAUGAUGUGUUCGCGGACUCGGAGCGCACCCCGUCUCCGGAAAGCCCGGAGCCGCUAUCAUUUUUCCAGGCGUGCUGCACAAACAACGCGGCUAUCGUCCGGAUAAUGAUACGACAUGGAGUCAAGGAGGAGGAGGUCAAGGAAACGGACAGGAACAACAGGAUAGGACUUUUGAUUGCAUGUUACCAAGGUUACGUGGAUGUUGUCAUAGCGCUGUCUCAGUGUCCGUAUCUGGAUGUCAACUGGCAGGACAGUGAAGGAAACACAGCUCUAAUCACUGCUGCCCAAGCAGGCCACAUAACAAUCACCAACUAUUUGCUGAACUACUACUCUGGGUUGGACAUCGAAAGGAGAAACUGCCAUGGCUUCACCGCUCUGAUGAAAGCUGCCAUGCAGGGCCGGGUGGAAUGUGUGCGCUCGCUCAUGAUGGCAGGGGCUGCCCUGAAUGCGAAAGACUUUGGCCGCAACUUGACUGCCAGGGAGUGGGCUUUAUUUACGGGCCGUUAUGAAACCGCCUGGGUGAUUACACGUCUGAUGGAACGGCCCUGUCCCCGCCAGUACUCUGACACAUACAGUCUAGAAUGGCCCCCACUGGCAUCACUGGUGGCCAAAGCCCAGGAGCCCCGUGGUUGCCUGAAGCGCCUGUCUGAUACAGUACGGAACGUCUUCAACAUUGCAAAUGUCACCAACCCUGAAGAUGAAGGUGUGAUUGACCACAUGGUUUCUAUUACAACAGCCAUGAGGAGCCCUUUGAUUGCAAUAGCAUGCCAUACGGUGUGUCCUGACAGUCCCCCAAGUGUGGGCAAACGGCGCUAUGCAGUUCCUGAGCUCAUCCGCCAGCAGCGCGCCAAGGAGCUCCGCUCCAUCAACCCUGACCGGGUGGACAGCCACCUCAAACUCUUCCAGAACUCCCGGGUCACACUAGUGGCCAAGAGUUCAGUUGACCGUCGGGCCAGCCUCCAGGCCCAGAGCCUGGUGCCUCGACACAGAAGCUCCAGCCUGGGUAUUGUGGCUUACAACGAAGCACUGGAACUGCGAAGAACCAGUCUCCUGCCCAUGCACAUGGUGCUUAGGAGGAGCAGUGUCAGGCCGGGCUUCAGCAUCCCUAAAGUGAGGGUGUCCAAAGCACCCGCACCGACUUAUGAACCAGAAAAGCUCAGGAGGAAGAGUAGCGCCAAAGAUGGAGGUGGGCACCUGCUGCAGAUCCCAAAAUGGCGGUACAAGGAGCUAAAAGAAGAAAGGAGGAAAGCUGAGGAGGCUGAGAGGAGGCGGCUGGAGGCUGUAACCAAGAGACACCUUGCUGCUGGGAAAAGGAAAUAAUAUCAUUGCCUCAAAGGAUGUGAUGUACACUAACCCUAACCUUAGUAGUUCAGGAGUUUUAUGCUGGACAGAUUAGUCUCCAAUGUUUUUCUACAAUCUGUCAAGCUCAGGGUGAGCCUAGAAUUACUAGCAGGGUUCUUAUAAGAGGACAGAAGACUGAAGGCUGUGCUUGUCAGCUCAGUUUUGAAUCCUCAGUUGAAUUCUGUUCAAUGUUAGAAGAAAGGAUGCAGGUUGGCUUUGACAGUAUAUUAGAAGUGUACAAUACUCAGCAUCCUUUGUGAUGUCAAACAGUAAAUUUCCAGGGGAUUUGAUACUUGAAAUGUUUUUAGAUAACUUAUUUUUCAUAUUUAUUGCUUUUUAAUGGAAGGUCGAGACUAUAUUUUGUUACUCUGUGGGCAUUCAAUACAGUAGUGUUUUACACUGUGUUGGAGCAGAAGACACUUAUUAACACACAUUAUUUCAGACUGCAACCACAGCAGAAAUGUGUCCAUCCUUCUACCUAAAAAAUGGUCAUUAAAGAUGUUAUGAAAUAAUGUCUAAAAUUUUCACUGGAAAAUACUAAUGGGCAUGUCAUUUUGGCUGAGAAAGUUAAACAUAAGCUUUUAUAGAAUCUGAUGUCAUUUGACAGCAAUAUUUUUAGAUGAUUUUGGUUUUGCUGUAUGAUGAAACCCAUGAAUGUAUUUUAAUGUAAACUAUACUAUAUUUUAUAGAGAUUUUAAAGCUUUUUGAUGACAAACAUUUUAUUUUUUAUUCAAUAUGGAUUUUUUCACAUACUGAUGUGCAAAGAGUUGUGUUUUCUAGUCUUAAUGUUCCAAACCAAGACUGAAAUGUGGAGCACUAUUUAUUGCAAAACCACAUUAACUCUGGUGAUAGAGUAUCAUGCAAUGAUUACU
Messenger RNA from Seriola dumerili (greater amberjack), 2918 nucleotides. It is a transcript of the gene ankrd33ba, whose product is annotated as ankyrin repeat domain-containing protein 33B-like. Lineage: Eukaryota; Metazoa; Chordata; Actinopteri; Carangiformes; Carangidae. Gene Ontology annotation, molecular function: protein binding. The coding region runs from base 424 to 2025 and encodes 533 amino acids. The record is from RefSeq and is a predicted model, not a curated record. The transcript has 6 exons.